GAGCCCUCUAUUUUUUUCUUCUUUUCCCCAAAAUAAAAGACACAGCAGAUAGCGUAUUCCGCUGCUACGUAUUCACCCCCGCACUCACCCCUCAAAAGAAUAUACCGCCCCACUGAUACACAGCAACAAAUAAACGGCAAAGAAGGCGAACGAGCCCAUCAUGUCUUUUCAGGAAGUCGGCACGGGCUUCGUGCAGCACUACUACAACUUCUUCUCCACCCAGCGCGCGCAGCUGGCUGGCAUCUACCGCCCGUCGACGCUGCUGACGUGGCAGAGUGAGCAGAUGCAGGGCGUGGAUGCGAUUAUGGCCCGCUUUGCGAACCUCGGCUUCUCGGAGGCCGCCUUCAAGCAGGACAACGUGGACUGCCAGCCUUCCCUGAGCGGUGGUGUGCUUGUGGUGGUGAACGGCGAGGUCGCCUUGAAGGACGAGCGCCACCCCCUGAAGUUCAACGACGUGUUCCACCUGGCCAGCGACAACGGUCAGUGGUACGUGUCGAACCAGGUCUUCAACAUCGUAGGCGGCGGUGGUAACUAA
Molecule: messenger RNA, 535 nt
Organism: Leptomonas pyrrhocoris
Lineage: Eukaryota; Euglenozoa; Kinetoplastea; Trypanosomatida; Trypanosomatidae
Product: putative nuclear transport factor 2
Exons: 1
Coding region: 161-535 (124 amino acids)
Biological process (GO): nucleocytoplasmic transport
Cellular component (GO): nuclear pore central transport channel
Source: RefSeq, a predicted model, not a curated record